UUCAUAAUGUGUGGCUCAUACGCAUUUAACAUACUGUUUAGUAUCACAUUCAUGGUUAUUCUCUUUGGUUGUCUAUGUGAGGCGAGAGUAAAUGUUACUAUCAUCAAUGAUAUUGGUCCAAAUGUUCAAUUGGGACUACACUGCAAAUCGAAGAACAAAGAUCUCGAUUCACAAUCAUUACCCCCGUAUAAACCCUGGGGAUUUAUAACAGCUAUUAACUUUUGGGGCACAACGAGUUUUUUUUGUCACUUUGAAUGGGGAAGUGAAUCGAAAUGGUUUGAAAUUUUUGUAACUAGCAGAGAUUAUUAUUUAUGUAAACAUCAUCCGUGUUUUUGGAGUAUAAGACCUGAUGGUCCAUGUAGAUUAACAGGUAAAGAAAAAUGUUAUCCUUGGAAUGCUAAUAUUUGA
Messenger RNA from Camelina sativa (false flax), 408 nucleotides. The record is from RefSeq and is a predicted model, not a curated record. NCBI's taxonomy places the organism in Eukaryota, Viridiplantae, Streptophyta, Magnoliopsida, Brassicales, Brassicaceae.